Nomascus leucogenys (northern white-cheeked gibbon) is the source of this 1002-nucleotide messenger RNA. RefSeq names its product olfactory receptor 2A25. Gene Ontology annotation, biological process: G protein-coupled receptor signaling pathway. The record is from RefSeq and is a predicted model, not a curated record. NCBI's taxonomy places the organism in Eukaryota, Metazoa, Chordata, Mammalia, Primates, Hylobatidae. Gene Ontology annotation, cellular component: membrane. Gene Ontology annotation, molecular function: G protein-coupled receptor activity; olfactory receptor activity.
CUUGGUGAGCUCCUUGUUUCUUCUACAGGGAAAUGGGGGGAAAUCAGACUUCCAUCACAGAGUUCCUCCUACUGGGAUUUCCCAUUGGCCCAAGGAUUCAGAUGCUCCUCUUUGGGCUCUUCUCCCUGUUCUACAUCUUCACCCUGCUGGGGAACGGGACCAUCCUGGGGCUCAUCUCACUGGACUCCAGACUCCACACCCCCAUGUACUUCUUCCUCUCACACCUGGCAGUCGUCGACAUCACCUAUGCUUGCAACACGGUGCCCCAGAUGCUGGUGAACCUCCUGCAUCCAGCCAAGCCCAUCUCCUUUGCUGGCUGCAUGACCCAGAUGUUUCUGUUUUUGAGUUUUGCACAUACAGAAUGUCUCCUCCUGGUGGUGAUGUCCUAUGAUCGGUACGUGGCCAUCUGCCACCCUCUCCGAUAUUCUACCAUCAUGACCUGGAAAGUCUGCAUCACUUUGGCAUUGACUUCCUGGAUUUUAGGAGUCUUAUUGGCCCUUGUCCAUCUAGUGUUACUGCUACCACUGUCCUUCUGUGGACCCCAGAAACUUAAUCACUUUUUCUGUGAAAUUAUGGCUGUUCUCAAACUUGCCUGUGCGGAUACCCACAUCAAUGAGGUAAUGGUUUUGGCAGGGGCAGUGUCUGUGCUGGUGGGACCCUUCUUUUCCAUUGUAAUUUCUUAUGUUCAUAUUCUAUGUGCCAUUCUAAAGAUCCAGUCAGGAGAGGGGCGUCAGAAAGCCUUCUCCAUCUGCUCCUCCCACCUCUGCGUGGUUGGACUCUUUUAUGGCACAGCCAUCAUCGUGUAUGUUGAGCCCCAAUAUGAGAGCCCCAAGGAGCAGAAGAAAUAUCUCCUGCUGUUUCAUAGCCUCUUCAAUCCCAUGCUUAAUCCCCUAAUUUAUUGUCUUAGGAACAAGGAAGUCCAAGGUGCUCUAAAGAGGAUGCUUGAAAAGGAGAGAACUUCAUGAAAGCCUGAAAGAAUAAUAAAAUAGCUGGCUUUAAAGG